This is a messenger RNA of Arabis nemorensis, 2010 nucleotides long. The record is from the annotation of a GenBank genome assembly. NCBI's taxonomy places the organism in Eukaryota, Viridiplantae, Streptophyta, Magnoliopsida, Brassicales, Brassicaceae.
AUGGAGACGCCAGUUUUGGGAUUCGAGCUUCGUUGUCCUCAUCUCUUCAACACUAACUCUCGUCCCUCUUCUUCUUCUUCUUCUCCCCUCUCCAUUCCCUCCGCCUCCUUAAAAAUCAUCACGGCGGUGACGGCGACGGCGGCGACAUCAUCUACAGUCGUGGAAUCACCGGAGACCGUAGCUGAGGCAUCUCGUUCGAAGCCUCAUUCGAAAUCAUACUUGACGAGAAAAUCCGCCAUCUCUGAAGUAGAGCGGUCCCCAGAUUUGCUCUCUUCUCUCCAGAGAUUAGCAAGAGUUUUAAAGGUACAAGACUUGAAUGUGAUUUUGCGUGAUUUUGGAAUCUCUGGACGUUUGCAGGAUCUUAUACAGCUCUUUGAUUGGAUGCAACAGCAUGGUAAGAUUAGUGUUUCAACUUACAGCAGCUGCAUAAAGUUUGUGGGGGCAAAAAAUGUCUCAAAGGCUCUAGAAAUAUACCAGAGCAUUCCAGACGAGUCAACCAAAAUCAAUGUCUAUAUAUGUAACUCCAUUCUUAGUUGUCUGGUCAAGAAUGGAAAGCUUGACAGCUCCAUUAAAUUGUUUGAUCAGAUGAAGCGCGAUGGUCUGAAACCAGAUGUGGUUACGUAUAACACGCUGCUUGCAGGUUGCAUCAAGGUAAAAAAUGGAUACCCCAAAGCUAUGGAACUCGUUGGAGAGCUGCCCCAUAACGGAAUACAGAUGGAUGGUGUGAUGUAUGGGACUGUCUUAGCCAUUUGUGCUUCAAAUGGUCGAUGUGAAGAAGCUGAAAGCUUUAUCCACCAGAUGAAAGUUGAAGGUCAUUCGCCCAACAUAUAUCAUUACAGCGCCUUGCUCAAUUCUUAUUCUUGGAAAGGAGAUUACAAGAAAGCUGAUGAGCUGAUGACCGAGAUGAAAUCAGUAGGGUUAGUGCCAAAUAAGGUGAUGAUGACUACUUUACUAAAGGUUUAUACUAAAGGAGGUUUGUUUGAAAGAUCAAGAGAAUUACUUGCUGAACUCGAAUCUGCAGGCUACGCCGAGAACGAGAUGCCAUAUUGCAUGUUGAUGGAUGGUCUUUCAAAGGCGGGAAAGUUAGAAGAAGCGAGAUCAAUCUUUGAUGAUAUGAAAGGGAAAGGUGUUCAAUCUGAUGGCUAUGCCAACAGCAUCAUGAUAUCUGCUCUAUGUAGAAAUAAGCUUUUCGAGGAGGCAAGACAACUGGCGAGGGACUCUGAAACUACUUAUGAAAAAUGUGACUUGGUUAUGUUAAACACAAUGCUCUGUGCCUAUUGCAGAGCAGGGGAAAUGGAAAGUGUUAUGCGAAUGAUGAAGAAAAUGGAUGAGCAAGCUGUUAGUCCCGACUAUAAUACUUUCCAUAUCUUGAUCAAAUAUUUUAUCAAGGAGAAAUUGCACCUACUUGCGUACCAAACCAUACUUGACAUGCACAGCAAAGGCCACCGGCUUGAGGAGGAACUUUGUUCGUCCUUAAUCUACCAUCUCGGUAAAAUUAGAGCUCACUCGGAAGCAUUCACAAUCUAUAAUGUGCUGCGAUACAGCAAAAGAACUAUCUGCAAAGACCUGCAUGAGAAAAUUCUUCACACUCUAAUCCAAGGGAAACUCCUCAAAGACGCAUAUGUUGUAGUGAAGGACAAUGCAAAGAUGAUCUCACAGCCUACUUUAAAAAGAUUUGGCAAUGCAUUUAUGAUCUCGGGUAACAUUAAUUUCGUAAACGAUGUUCUGAAGGUCUUGCAUGGUUCUGGCCACAAAAUCGAUCAGGUUCACUUUGAGAUUGCGAUCUCUCGAUACAUUUCGCAGCCCGAUAAAAAGGAACUGCUUCUUCAACUUCUUCAAUGGAUGCCUGGUCAAGGAUACGUUGUUGACUCUUCCACAAGAAACCUCAUCCUCAAGAACUCUCAUUUGUUUGGUCGGCUACUCAUCGCAGAGAUCUUGUCCAAGCAUCAUAUGGCUUCAAGAACGAUUGUAAAACCUCGAUCCGAGCUAAAAUUUAGAGGCAAGAAUUGA